UGCUGGAACUCGCAUGACCGAGCGUCCCAUUACCCAACACGGCAUAAGUGGGUUGUCCACUUCCUACGGUAGAAUCGGAACGGCCACCGGAAACCGCCAGGUCAAAGAUAAACGCUACUGGCAGGCAGUGCUCCAAAGCAAAAUCCAGGAAAUAUCGCAAGAGACCGAGAAGCUCCUGAAAGAGAAGAAAUUCCUAGACCGGGAGAAAUCCGCUCGCAAACUUUACGAAAAGCGCGUCAAAGAUUCCGCCAAAGAGCUAACCAAGCUGCAGUCGACGCUCACUUCUAUGAACAUCGCUCUGGACAACUGCAGUUCCGGAAUGACACGGCAGCAGCUCCAGAACGAAACGCUGGCCCUUCGAGAGCGCAAUGAGCACAUUCAGGAGCAGCUGGAAAUCGUAUUCAAGCAGCGGCAAAUCAAGGACGCCGAGAACCGUGAACUGGAAGCGGAAGCCGAAAAGGAGAAAAACAAAAUCAAUGAAAUGAUAUUCUCGCUACCAGAUGCCGACCAACAGAAGUACCGGGAAUACCAGGCCCUGUCGGAUAGCCUCCGGCAGCAGAACACUAUCUACCACAACCAGAUCAGUGAACUUGAAAAACAAAAAGAUCGACUCAACACGAUGAUUAUGAACUCACAAACGCGCACGGAAGCUCACCGGUUGAAGUCGAAGCUCAAGGAGCUGAUUGCAAAACGCAAUCAAAUGCGCGACGAAGAGAGCAAUCGUCUAUCACCCGCACAAGAGCGGGAAAAGUUGAUCAACGAGGUUCGUUCAAACAAUCAGGCACUUUCGAGCAUUGGGAAACAGUUGAAGAUUAUCGAAGAUCAACUGAACGAGAAGAAAGAAAUGCUACAGCAGAUUGAUCAGGACUUAGAGGAAGGGAACUCGGAACGACAUAUCAAGUACAAGGAGUUGAAGAAACGGGAUGAAGUAAUGUCCGCUUUUAUGGACUCAUUUCAGCAAAGUCUGGCGGUUGAAAAGCAAAACGUGGAGUCCCUUAAAAAUCAAAUUACAUAUGCCAUUGAGCAAAUAACGAUGCAAGGGAUCAACACCAAAUCGCUGGGAUCGGACAAACUCGACAGUUCUGGAUUCACAGCUAAAAAUGAUCUCAAUUCUCACUCCGGAUUGAUCAAGGAGUACAAGAAGCUAAGCAUUCAGUUGAAGCAACUGCAGAUUCUAGAAAAACGCACCAUCAACCAGCUGACCGGUCUGCGGCAGGAAGAGACAGAAGCGUUGAGUAACAUUCAAAAGUAUAGCAAUCUGGAGGUUCCGCGAUCGGAGGCAACGGUUAAAAUGAGUGAGCUUUCGAGUGUAUUGCAGGAGUUGGAAGAUAAGAAACGUGUCACGGAGAACGUGGUGGAUGAGGCACGUAAACGCAAUCAAGAGAUCAAAAUCAAUCUGAAGAGCAAUGAAACGUACAGACAGAUUUCACACCUCGAGGAUAAGCUCGUCGAUUUGAUCAAGGAGAACAAAUCGCUGCAGACUUUGAACAAAUGC
This is a messenger RNA of Aedes aegypti (yellow fever mosquito), 1495 nucleotides long. Its product is annotated as intraflagellar transport protein 74 homolog. Gene Ontology annotation, biological process: intraciliary transport involved in cilium assembly; cilium assembly. Lineage: Eukaryota; Metazoa; Arthropoda; Insecta; Diptera; Culicidae. The record is from RefSeq and is a predicted model, not a curated record. Gene Ontology annotation, cellular component: centrosome; intraciliary transport particle B; cilium. Gene Ontology annotation, molecular function: beta-tubulin binding.